AUGGGCAAUACAUGUCGUGGAUCUUAUGCAGUAAGAGUCGAUGAGGGCUUUGAUCAACCCGAAAAAAAGUCUGCUUCCAAGAGAAAUAACAAGCCUUCAAACUACCCAUCCACAGCUUUGAACCCUCAAAACCGUGCACCCGAAAAGACCAGGAAAAAAGAUUCCAAUAUAAAAAAACCAAAUUCAAAUCCCAUAUCAAAACCUCGGAUUAAAGAAACCACCAUGAACCGCCACAACGCCAAUCAGGCUUAUUAUGUCCUUGGUCAUAAAACCGCCAACAUUCGUGAUCUUUACACAUUGGGUCAAAAGCUCGGUCAAGGGCAGUUUGGUACAACUUAUUUAUGCACCGAGAAUUCAACGGGUAUAAGAUACGCCUGCAAAUCUAUCGCCAAGAGGAAGUUGAUUUCAAAAGAGGAUGUCGAGGAUGUUAGAAGGGAGAUUCAAAUAAUGCACCAUUUAACGGGUCACAAGAAUAUUGUAACAAUUAAGGGUGCAUAUGAAGAUCCUUUGUAUGUUCAUAUUGUUAUGGAGCUUUGUAACGGUGGAGAAUUAUUUGAUAGGAUUAUUCAAAGAGGUCAAUAUAGUGAGAGGAAGGCUGCCAAAUUGACAAAGAUUAUUGUUAGUGUUGUUGAGGUGUGCCAUUCGCUUGGAGUUAUGCAUAGAGAUCUAAAGCCCGAGAACUUUUUGUUGGUUAACAAAGAUGAUGAUUUCUCAGUCAAGGCCAUUGAUUUUGGACUCUCUAUUUUCUUCAAGCCAGGUCAAAUUUUCACGGAUGUGGUUGGAAGCCCGUAUUAUGUUGCUCCCGAGGUGCUAUUGAAGCAUUACGGGCCAGAAGCAGAUGUAUGGACCGCAGGGGUGAUACUUUAUAUACUUCUAAGUGGUGUACCACCAUUUUGGGCUGAAACACAACAAGGGAUAUUUGAUGCAGUUUUGAAGGCACAUAUAGACUUUGAAUCAGACCCGUGGCCCCUUAUAUCGGAUAGUGGAAAGGAUCUUAUUAAGAAGAUGUUAUGUUCUCAUCCUGCAAAACGGUUAACUGCUCAUCAAGUUCUUUGUCAUCCAUGGAUAUGCGAAAAUGGUGUCGCUCCUGAUAGAGCAAUUGAUCCUGCGGUUCUUUCUCGUUUGAAGCAGUUUUCUGCAAUGAAUAAGUUAAAGAAAAUGGCUUUGCGGGUAAUAGCCGAAAGCUUGUCUGAAGAAGAGAUAGCCGGUUUGAGGGAAAUGUUCAAGGCGAUGGAUACGGAUAACAGUGGUGCAAUAACGUUUGAUGAGCUUAAAGCCGGUUUAAAAAGGUUCGGGUCAACUUUAAAAGACACAGAGAUUCGAGACCUUAUGGAUGCGGCUGAUGUGGAUAACAGUGGCACAAUAGACUAUGGAGAGUUUGUAGCUGCUACAAUGCAUCUGAAUAAAUUGGACCGAGAGGAGCAUCUUGUUUCUGCAUUCCGAUAUUUUGAUAAGGAUGGAAGUGGCUAUAUUACGGUUGAUGAGCUUCAACAAGCGUGUAUAGAUCAUAAUAUGACUGAUUUUCUUGUGGAGGAUAUCAUUAAGGAAGUCGAUCAAGAUAAUGAUGGAAGGAUCGACUAUGGGGAAUUCGUUGCUAUGAUGACAAAAGGAAAUGCAGGAAUAGGAAGACGAACUAUGAGAAACAGUCUUAAAAGCAUGCGAGGGGAUAACCAGCAUCCCGACUCGUACAUUAAUUAG
Helianthus annuus (common sunflower) is the source of this 1698-nucleotide messenger RNA. Its product is annotated as calcium-dependent protein kinase 26. Gene Ontology annotation, cellular component: nucleus; cytoplasm. Gene Ontology annotation, molecular function: calmodulin binding; calcium-dependent protein serine/threonine kinase activity; calcium ion binding. NCBI's taxonomy places the organism in Eukaryota, Viridiplantae, Streptophyta, Magnoliopsida, Asterales, Asteraceae. The transcript has 7 exons. The record is from RefSeq and is a predicted model, not a curated record. Bases 1 to 1698 code for a protein of 565 amino acids. Gene Ontology annotation, biological process: protein autophosphorylation; intracellular signal transduction; peptidyl-serine phosphorylation.